Molecule: messenger RNA, 1834 nt
Organism: Drosophila serrata
Lineage: Eukaryota; Metazoa; Arthropoda; Insecta; Diptera; Drosophilidae
Gene: MED19
Product: mediator complex subunit 19
Biological process (GO): positive regulation of transcription by RNA polymerase II
Cellular component (GO): mediator complex
Molecular function (GO): transcription coregulator activity; transcription factor binding
Source: RefSeq, a predicted model, not a curated record
GCGGUCACACUGGUUCACGGACACAACAAGAUGGCGAGACCUGCACCCCAAGUCAGCUAAAAAACGCCACAGAAACCGAAAACCGAUCAAGUAUUCGACCAGACAAGUGUCCGCCGUAAUCUACCGUAGCCGGGGCGCAUAUUGAAGUGUAAGCUUAGGCGGCGUUGCCUGCUAGCGUCGCGAAAGGCGCAACCUUCUGCUGGCCUUGUUGUUGCAGUUGUUGCUCUGCCUGCGUGUGCUUGUGUGUGUGCGUGUGCGAGGCGCGUGCGAGUGUGGGUGCCAGUGCCAAGAUGAUGAGCAACUACGGCAACAUAAUGAUGGACUCGCCGCGGUCGUCGCCUCACGGCGGAGGCCGAUCCCCAGUUGUGGCCCGCCAGGAUUCCUCGGGCACGUUAAAGACAACGAUAUCGCUUGGGAAAACGCCGACAAUCAUCCACACGGGGCCGUUCUACUCAAUGAAGGAGCCACCCGCCAAGGCGGAACUGACUGGCGACAAGGAUCUCAUGACCGAGAACGGACUACACCAUACGCUGACCAAGUUCAAGGAGAAAAAGUUCAAGGAGUCACUGGCCUCGUUCCUGCAGAAUAUUCCUGGCAUCAACGACCUAAUCACACAUCCCGUCGAGAAUAGCACGCUGCGAAGCGUGAUCGAGAAGCCGCCUAUAGGCGGCAAGGAGCUCAUCCCGUUAACCCCUGUGCAGCUGGCCGGUUUCCGCCUGCAUCCCGGACCGCUGCCGGAACAGUAUCGUACUACAUAUGUCACACCUGCGAGAAAACACAAAAACAAACACAAAAAGCACAAACACAAAGACGGUGUGACCACGGGACAAGAAUCCACGCUCCUGGAUUCGGCUGGCCUGGAGACUUACGAGAAGAAGCACAAGAAGCAGAAGCGGCACGAGGACGAUAAGGAGCGGAAGAAGCGCAAAAAGGAGAAAAAGCGUAAAAAGAAGAAUCAGAGUCCCGAGCCGGGUGUGGGUCUGCUGCCCGGUGGAGCGGGCAUGGGAGGCGGUGCAGCGGGUGUUAUGGGCGCCACCAAUUUGGCAUCAUUGGGGGGUGGGCCUGGUCCCGGCUUAUCCAGUCUGGGCGCCAGUAUGGGUUCCGGAGUCGUUGGCGGUCUGAACAGCUUUUCCUCGUCGAUGCAAAUGCAGCAACAGCAGCAGCAGAUGCCAAUGCAGCAACAGCAGCAGAUGUCAAGCGGUGGCCUUCUGGGAUCUGUGCUGGGCACGAGCGGGGGUCCAGGAGGUGGUGGGGGUGGAGGCAGUGGCGUUGGGAGCGGCGGCAGUGGCAUGUUAAUGUCGCAGUUCUAGGCAGGAUCCUUUAGCAAAAUAGACUUGGCUCAUUACCUCUCAUCAGCAGACGCACCCCAGAUGCAACGAUGGACCUCUGAGAGUCCUCUAAAUGCAAUUUUCUCGAUAAAAGUCGUUUUUAGUUAUUAAUUUAUGAUUACUGUAACUGUAAAUUAGUUUAUUUUUGUAAUUAGCCAACAAUUUUUCGUUUAUUUACAAAUAUUUAGCUUAAUGAGAUUUAUUUAAAUGCAAGAUAUGGUACAAAAUGCACGCAAAAAUUUUCCGCUCUCGAUUCCAGAUUUUCCCCAAUCCGUUAUGCAAGCUCAGAAUCCCCCGCAUCUCCACAAAAGCUUUUUGGCAAUUUUAAUUUUUAGGGUCAGUAUUUCAUUUUAUUAUUUCUGCAAUGGUUCGUUCUUCCAGCAAAGUUUAUAAACCCAUGAGUAAGCUGAGAUUCAACACAACAACAAAAAAUGCCUGUACUAUUAGUAAUUAAAUUUAGUGAUUAGCAGCCGUAUAAUACAUUAAUAAACAAUCUGACAAAUGAU